UAAAGGUUCGGAAGUCUCGAUUCCCGUUUUUUCAUUCUCAAUUCCCGUUUUUUCAGACAGUAGAGUUUGUAUUUCUAAGUUAAAGAGUUACUGGUACCGAUUGGAUUGGAUUGGAUUGGAUAGAAUAAAUAAAAGUAUGGCGGAGGAACACUACGGAGGCGAUGAAAUCGAACCAUCGGCGUCUUUUACGAAGAAGACAAGUCAUCAUCAUGACUCUUCAGAUUCCGAUUCAGACCACAAAAACAAAAAGGAAGAGGAGGCGGAGGAUGAGCACAGCAAGAAGAAGAAGAAGGAUGAUGUUCCUCCUUCUUCUUCGAUGAAAUCAAAGAUCUACCGCUUGUUUGGUAGAGAAAAACCUGUUCACAAUGUUUUUGGCGGUGGUAAACCGGCUGACGUGUUCUUGUGGAGGAACAAGAAGAUUUCAGCUAGUGUACUUGGUGGAGCCACUGCAGUGUGGGUCUUCUUUGAAUUGCUCGAGUACCAUCUGCUUACGUUGCUUUGCUAUGCCCUCAUACUCGCGUUUACCGUUCUCUUCCUGUGGUCCAACGCUUCCAAGUUUAUCAACAAGUCUCCUCCUCGUAUCCCUCAAGUGCGUAUUCCUGAAGACAAGUUUCUACAUUUUGCUGCUGGAUUAAGGAUUGAGCUUAAUCAGGGUCUUGACACGCUGCGUAACAUUGCAUCUGGAAGGGAUUUGAAGAAGUUUCUUGCUGUUGUCGCUGGACUGUGGAUUCUCUCUAUUGUGGGGAGUUGGUGCAACUUCUUGACAUUGUUCUACAUAACUUUUGUGCUUCUACACACGAUCCCAGUUCUAUAUGAGAAGUACGAGGACCAGAUUGAUGCAUUUGCAGAAAAAGCAAUGAUCGAAAUCAAGAAACAAUAUGCAGUGUUUGAUGCCAAAGUUGUGAGUAAAAUCCCAAGAGGACCAUUGAAAGACAAGAAGAGAGCUUGAUGUUACCUCCUUCUAGUGCUUAGAGUAUCCCCCUCCUGGUUGUGAACUUUGAGAGUGUUAGUAAUUAGUUCCAUAUGUUGUGAUAUGUGUUUAGCUUCUAAGUGUUGUCGUCCAUUAGGGAGUUGUACAUCUUCCAAGUACUCAACUGACGUUUGCUUUUAUUGAAUGUGUAUCUGAGACCACCAAGUUAUUUUCAA
Messenger RNA from Erigeron canadensis, 1146 nucleotides. Its product is annotated as reticulon-like protein B1. The record is from RefSeq and is a predicted model, not a curated record. NCBI's taxonomy places the organism in Eukaryota, Viridiplantae, Streptophyta, Magnoliopsida, Asterales, Asteraceae. The coding region runs from base 137 to 949 and encodes 270 amino acids. The transcript has 5 exons.